AUGAUAAAUGUCUCCGCGCCACGCUUAAUAAUCACUUUUCAACCCCCGGACUCUUCAGUAGACCGAGUUUCUUCUCUACUUUCACUGCAUAUAAAAGCUGCGUUUGCUUCAACUUGCCCGGACUUUGCGCAUUUCACCUCACUAGAAUUCCAAACUUCUGCAUCACCCAUACUGUACAAAAUGACAUCAGCAAUUUUCAAAUAUAUCGACCCGGCCUCCUAUGACCCCCACGCCACUGAGCCAUUCAAAAAGGCCUGGGGCAAGGUCGACGGCCCAGGCCGCUCCUACACUCUCACAGACCGGGAGCGCAAAGUUGAGAACCUCCGAGGCCAAGAAUCCGAAUUCAACACCGACAAUUCCGGCUUCGCAGUCUUGAACUCACCCGCCAAGGAGCGCCUGUUUACCGACGACGCCGCCGUGCAAGCGGGGUACUACGCAGAAGUGGAAGAACUGCUCCGCAAGAAUCUACCAGGUGUGAAAAAAGUGGCUAUCUUCGACCACACUAUCAGACGCCGUACACCCGGCUCAGCGCGCAGUCCCGUCCAACUUGUGCACGUUGAUCAGACGCCCGCGGCAGCGGAAGUACGAGUGCGGCGCCAUCUGCCCGAAGAUGAAGUGGAGGAGUUGUUGAAGGGUCGGUAUCAGAUUAUCAAUGUCUGGCGACCGAUUGAGAAUCCCGCUUCGGAUUUCCCUUUGGCUGUUGUUGAUUGGAGAAGCACUGUUCCGGAUGACUUUGUUAAAGUUGAUUUGCUUUAUCCGAAGGGGUGGCAGCAGGGUGGGGAGGUUGCGCCGGACCCUGAAUCGGUGUCUUCGACAGAUGGAUACGAAGUUAAGGGAGAGACUUAUGGCAUUGCUCCUAAUGAGGGACAUCGCUUCUUCUAUAUGAAGGAUAUGACUCCUGAUGAGGUUAUGCUUCUUAAGUGCUUUGAUUCGCGAAGCCAUACGAUGACAGAUGGUCAGACUGAUAUUGCUCAUGGCACUUGUCAUACUGCUUUCUUUGAUCCUCAAACGCCGGAGGGAGCUCCUGGGAGGCAAAGUAUUGAAGUGAGAUGUUUGGUCUUUUAUGAAUAG
This is a messenger RNA of Penicillium salamii, 1071 nucleotides long. The record is from the annotation of a GenBank genome assembly. Lineage: Eukaryota; Fungi; Ascomycota; Eurotiomycetes; Eurotiales; Aspergillaceae.